AUUAGACUCUCUUCUCGGCGACGUCCAUGGUGAGAUCAUGGACCUUGAAACACAGAUUGAGAAUCUGCUGCAGCAAACAGUACUCUCCCAGACUGAGUAUAUCUUUUCCAAAAGGUUUUCAAUACCCGUUGUUCUACUUAAGAUUAUGCUACGAGUUAGUGACCUGACCUCCGAAGUGGAUUGCAUAUUGGCCCUGGCAACUGCUGCGCGUGACUACGGCUUUGACUGCCGACCUGAAAUGAGUGACGUGCCUAUUCUUAACAUCGAUGAGGGCCGCCACCCGCUACAGGAACUGUGUACCGAUAACUUCAUUCCCAAUGACACGAGGAUGUCUCCCACCGAAACCCAAAUGCACAUCAUAACGGGACCCAACGCCAGUGGCAAGAGUAUCUACCUCAAACAGCUGGGCAUACUGACCUACCUCGCACACGUGGGUAGCUUUAUCCCGGCCAAAAGUGCCCAGAUUGGCUUCUGCGACCGAAUUUUGUAA
Sphaeroforma arctica JP610 is the source of this 490-nucleotide messenger RNA. RefSeq lists its product as hypothetical. NCBI's taxonomy places the organism in Eukaryota, Ichthyosporea, Ichthyophonida. The transcript has 5 exons. Gene Ontology annotation, biological process: chiasma assembly; mismatch repair. The record is from RefSeq and is a predicted model, not a curated record. The annotation marks the transcript as partial. Gene Ontology annotation, cellular component: nucleus. Gene Ontology annotation, molecular function: ATP binding; mismatched DNA binding; ATP-dependent DNA damage sensor activity.